GUUCACACGAAAAGAGCUGGUACUCGUGCGAGACUUUGGGCUGUGUUUGGGGUUUUCUUAUUUUCAUUCACACCAAAAAAACCAAAGCUUUGUUUGGUUUGGUUUCAUCUUCACAGCGUAAGCUAAAAAUCAGAUUUUUAGACUUCUCUCGGUAAAGACGCUACCUUUCAGCUCUGAUCCGUUAAAAGGAGAUGGCAACUCCACAGAGUGUCGAGAUGGAGGCUGCCAAGUUUCUGCAUAAACUUAUUCAAGAUUCUAAAGAUGAGCCAGCCAAGCUGGCUACUAAACUAUACGUGAUACUACAACAUAUGAAAUCGAGCGGGAAGGAAAAUUCAAUGCCAUAUCAAGUUAUAUCUAGGGCAAUGGAGACUGUCAUCAACCAACAUGGUCUUGAUAUUGAAGCAUUAAAGUCAUCACGUCUUCCUUUGACCGGUGGUCCUCAGAUAGGAUCUUCUUCACAAGCAGUGGGUGGUGCAAAUGACUCGAGAGCAGGCUUGGCUGAAAAUGAGGCUCCCAAAAUGGAACCCUUUGCUGCUGGUCGACCACCAAUUGCCCCAACUGGCGGAGCUCCUGAUUAUUAUCAAGGAACUGUAGCUCAGAGAAGUAAUCAGUCAUUUGAUCAAGGAAGUCCAACUAGUAUGGAUUCUAGGUCUGCUAACUCACAGUCACAAGACAGACAGGUGAAUCAAAAGGAUGGUAAGAAAGCUAUCCCAAAAAGAAAGAGGGGAGAUUCAACAUCACCUGGGGAAAUGCAUGUUGACAGCUCUUCUCCAAUAGAACCUCACAAUGCUGGUGUUAAAACAAGGAAGGGGAAAAUGACCAAGGCCGAACCAUCAGAUGGUAUUCAAGCUAAAAGUGGUGAAGUGACAAACUUCCACGUGGCUCCAAAUAAUAGUCAAAUGGAUAAUGUUCCGACUUUUUCUGGUAACAUGAAAACAAUGCUUAGGGCAAACCCAGAAGGUCAUCUUUUAUUAGCGAAACAAACCGAUUUGACAAAGAUUGGCAAUCCAAUGGCGCGGCCUCCAAAUUCUAAGUAUCCAGAUGAUGUGGAAGUUUCCUCUGCACAUAUUACUCCAGGGAAGCAGCAAGGUGCUUAUGCUAGGGUUCAUGGAGGGAUGGCGGUUCCUGCGAAUGUAUCUGCAAUGAACGAACCGGUUAUCUCAGGUUCAAUGCAAUAUGGUGGUCCUCUUGAUCGUGAUGGGGGGAGUUCAACUACUUUAUCUGAUGGACAUAAAAUAUCUCAGACUGGCAGGCAAAAUAGUGGCUCAGAAAUGACUAUGCUUAGACAAGGUGUUCACCCUAGAGAUACAGGAAAGUCCCCAGUUCCCGCAGCAGCUGCACCAUCUGCCAUGCCUUUCAAAGAAAACCAGUUGAAACAGCUUCGAGCUCAGUGCCUUGUUUUUCUAGCAUUUAGAAAUGGUUUACCGCCAAAGAAACUACAUCUUGACGUUGCAUUUGGAACAUUCUUUUCUAGAGAAGAUGGUUCUAAUAAAGAUCUGAAUGAACCCAAAGGAAAAUCACAGUCUUUUAAUGAACCUGGUAACACACCAGGGGUCAUAGUGCCGUUCGGAAGUUCAAGCAAUCUGAGACAGACUGAUAAGAAUCCUUCAGGGUCCUCAUCUGCUGGAAAGUUUCUAGAGGCUGAAUCUUUGUCGAAGGGAACUGAGAGCCCAAGAUUGUUAGAAGAUAAAGGUAACCUUCAUUCUGACACCCAGACACCUUCAGAAGACAGGAAAUAUCUAGCCGCAAAAAGAGAUGUUGAAAGACGAAACCAAGAAAGAAUGGCUGCACAAUCUUCUUCAGCCACUCCAUACCAGCAGAAAGAUUCUUCAAAUACAAGGGGUAUUAUUGUUGGUAACAGUCAUUUGAAUGAUAGUGACAAUGGUAUCCCGAUAGCUGGAAGGGCUAACCAACAUUCCGCUCUAGGCCCAAAUAACUGGGUUGGUUCAAAUCCACAUAUCUCUCCUAUUCAACAUGAGUUGCCUAUAGAAAGAAGAGAAAACAUUCCUAGUCAGUUUCAGAAUGUUAGUAACAAUUCUGGUGCAUGGAAUCACAAUUCUAUUAAUCAAUUGACUUCUUAUCCUUUAAAAGAGCAUUGGAAACCAGUUCCUGGGAUUGACAGCAAUUCCCAUGGAGUAACCAUGAUGAAGGAUGGAAAUGUAUUGGGCAAAAACAUUUCUGCAGAGCAAGGAGGGAAUGAGAGGUUAGUAUCAGCUGAUUUUCCAUCUUCUAAAAGAUUUACAAUGUCGGAGAGAUGGAUUAUGGAUCGUCAGAAAAAGAGGCUUCUAGAUGGCCAAAAUUGGGUGCAAAAGCAGCAGAAAGCAAAGGAAAGAAUGACUAAAUGCUAUCACAAGUUAAAGGAAAAUGUGAGCUCAUGUGAAGAUAUUUCUGCCAAAACAAAAAGUGUCAUAGAGUUGAAAAAACUUCAACUAUUAGAGCUCCAACGCCGACUUCGGAGUGAUUUUCUGAACGAUUUUUCCAAACCAAUUACAAAUGAGAUGGAACAUUUGAAAUCAAUUAAGAAACAUAGGCAUGGUAGGAGAGUCAAACAACUUGAAAAGUAUGAGCAGAAAAUGAAGGAAGAGCGACAGAAACGGAUUCGUGAGAGACAGAAGGAGUUUUUCAGUGAGAUAGAAGUUCACAAGGAAAAACUUGAUGAUGUAUUCAAAAUCAAGAGAGAACGGUCAAAGGGUAUCAUUAAAUAUGUAAAGGAGUUCCAUAAAAAAAAAGAACGUAUUCAUCGUGAGAGAAUUGAUCGAAUUCAGCGGGAGAAGAUUAAUUUGCUAAAAAUAAACGAUGUCGAAGGUUAUCUUCGAAUGGUACAGGAUGCAAAAUCAGAUCGUGUGAAGCAACUUCUUAAAGCAACUGAAAAGUACCUUCAAAAGCUUGGGUCCAAAUUACAGGAAGCAAAGAAUACUGCAGGACGUUUAGGGCUAGACGUUGAUGAGGCAGGAAGUACCAAUUUUCUUGAGAAUAGUGAAACUACUUUGGUAGACGAGGAUGAAAGUGAUCAGGCAAAGCAUUAUAUGGAAAGUAAUGAGAAGUAUUAUAAGAUGGCCCACAGUGUAAAGGAGAGCAUAGCAGAGCAGCCAUCUAUUCUGCAUGGUGGAAAAUUAAGGGAAUAUCAAAUGAAUGGUCUGAGGUGGUUGGUUUCACUAUAUAACAAUCAUUUGAAUGGAAUCCUUGCUGAUGAAAUGGGCCUGGGUAAAACAGUUCAGGUGAUUUCUCUAAUUUGCUACCUGAUGGAAACCAAAAAUGAUAGAGGACCAUUCCUUGUUGUUGUACCCUCUUCAGUUCUACCCGGUUGGGAGUCAGAGAUAAACUUUUGGGCUCCUAGUAUUCACAAAAUUGUCUAUGCUGGACCGCCGGAUGAGAGACGUCGGUUAUUCAAGGAAAGGAUUAUUCACCAGAAAUUCAAUGUUCUUUUGACAACAUAUGAAUAUCUGAUGAACAAGCAUGAUAGACCAAAGCUAAGCAAAGUACAUUGGCACUAUAUAAUAAUUGAUGAAGGCCACCGCAUAAAGAACGCCUCUUGCAAGUUGAAUGCCGACUUGAAGCACUACCAGAGCUCUCACAGAUUGUUGUUAACUGGAACACCAUUGCAGAACAAUCUUGAAGAACUAUGGGCACUUCUUAACUUCUUGUUGCCUAACAUAUUCAAUUCAUCAGAGGACUUCUCUCAAUGGUUUAAUAAGCCAUUUGAGAGUACUGGAGAUAACUCACCCGAUGAAGCUUUACUGUCUGAGGAGGAGAAUCUCUUGAUCAUAAAUCGUCUGCACCAAGUUUUGAGACCAUUUGUACUUCGGAGGCUUAAACACAAGGUUGAAAAUCAGCUUCCUUCGAAGAUUGAGAGACUUAUAAGAUGUGAGGCUUCUUCAUAUCAAAAGCUUUUGAUGAAGAGAGUGGAAGAUAAUCUUGGUGCUAUCGGCACUUUAAAGGCUCGGUCAGUACACAACUCUGUCAUGGAGCUUCGAAAUAUAUGCAAUCAUCCGUAUCUCAGUCAGCUUCACACAGAGGAGGUAGAUAACUAUAUACCUAAGCAUUAUCUGCCACCAAUUAUUAGACUCUGUGGGAAGCUUGAGAUGUUGGACCGUUUAUUACCGAAAUUGAAGGCAACAGAUCACCGGGUUCUUUUCUUUUCGACGAUGACUAGGCUUCUGGAUGUUAUGGAAGAAUACUUAACUUCUAAACAAUAUAGAUACCUCCGGUUGGACGGGCAUACAUCAGGAGGUGAUCGUGGUGCUCUAAUUGACCUAUUUAACAAACCCGAUUCCCCAUAUUUUAUCUUCUUACUCAGCAUUCGAGCUGGUGGUGUUGGAGUGAAUCUUCAAGCUGCUGACACAGUGAUUUUAUUUGACACUGAUUGGAAUCCCCAGGUUGAUCUACAAGCCCAGGCAAGAGCUCAUAGAAUUGGUCAAAAGAGGGAUGUUCUUGUUCUCCGCUUUGAAACAGUUCAAACUGUUGAAGAACAAGUUAGAGCUUCAGCUGAGCACAAACUUGGCGUCGCUAAUCAGAGCAUUACUGCUGGAUUUUUUGAUAAUAAUACAAGUGCUGAAGAUCGAAGGGAAUACUUGGAAUCCCUUCUGCGUGAGUGUAAGAAAGAAGAAGAUGCCCCUGUUUUGGAUGAUGAUGCUCUAAAUGAUGUCUUAGCCCGCAGUGAAUCAGAGUUAGACGUGUUUGAGUCUGUUGACAGAGACAGGAAGGAGCACGAGCUGGUUACAUGGAAGAAAUUGGUGCUUGAACAUGCAACUGAUGGCUCCGAUGUUAUUCCUCCCCUUCCUUCUCGACUUGUCACUGAAGAAGACUUGAAACAGUUCAAUGAAGCAAUGAAGAUAUAUGAUGACGUGCCUAAGGGUGAGGUAGAUUCUAAUGGAGUAAAACGAAAGAGAGGAGGCCUUGGGGGCCCUGAUACUCAACACUAUGGCAGGGGAAAACGAGCAAGAGAGGUACGUUCCUAUGAAGAGCAAUGGACAGAGGAGGAAUUUGAGAAGAUGUGUCAGACAGAAACAUCAGAUUCACCCAAAGUAAAAGAGGAAGAGAUGAGCCAUCAAACCAAUGCUUCCAGCUCUGUUGUAUCUGCUACUAUCUCACAACCUUCUUCUACUGUUCCACAGCCUGCUGCUACUGUCCCACAACCUGCUGCUACUGUCCCACCACCUGCCGGUACUGUCACACAACCUGCUGCUUUGCCUCCACUGGCCCCGAAAUUGCCAUCUGUUGAGACUUUGCCGGUACAUCAUGUUAAAGAGAUAGCACCACCAGCAAAACGUGGCCGUGGACGACCAAAAAGAAAUGCUCCAGUUAAGUCACCAGCUGCAUUAGUCUCUCCAGUAACUUCUGGAAUUGUUGAAGUAGAUAUGCAGUUACAGAAGGGAAAUAAGUCUGGACAUUUAACAUCUUCUGCUCCUGAUUCUGUUGGUCAUUCGGCUGAAGUUACAGGCGUGAGUAGACUUAUGCCGCAGUCUACCACAGGAGUGACUGCUAACGCAGCUCCUGCCACUCCUUUGCCUACUAUUCCACCCAAUUCUCUGUCGACUGCAACUCCUUCGCCCACUAAUAAAGAAUCUAUUCACCAGUCUAAUACAGAAGUGGCUGCUAACACACUGCCUGCCAUUCCUUUGCCUUCUCAGUCAGCUACUGCGUCUGUUCCUGUACCUAUUCAAGCAAAAGGACGUGGGCAGAAAACUCAGAGCGGUCGUGAAUUGCCUAGACGUAGAGGGAAGAAGCAGGUUGUGAUGUCGCCUCCUGUGCCUGAUAGUUCUGUUGGUCCUGAAGUCAAGGUCAAUGAGCAAUUAGAAAAUAAAUUAGUGAGUCCUUCUUCAGGUCAGGGUAUUCCCCAGAGUGAAACUGUUCCUACCGUUGCUGCUGUACACCCUCCAACUAUCAUUUCAGGUUCCGCUUCUUCAAACAGUGGAAACAAUAAUUUGGGUGCUGGGGUUGUUUUGAAUUCACAGGUACCGCCUCCUUUGCCCUCUGUUACUACUUUGGCUCAAACUGCUCCCAGUUAUCCAUCUGUACAGAUGCAAAGUAAAGGGCAAAUUGGAAAAUCACAAAUUGGAGCUGGAACUUCUCGGCGUAGGGGAAAGAAACAGGCAACAAUGUCAUCUCCUGUUCCAGUUGUUUUAGGUCUUCUGGGCAGGGAUCCAACUUCUAAUUUACCGACUUCAUCUGGCGUUGUAUCAGGCGAUAAAGCCAGUGAAUUAACAAACUUGCAGGAGAACAAUGUUCAAGAAUCAAAAUGUAUUAUCCAAGAUCAGGCAUCUCAGAGUAAUCAGGAUAUAAAAUCAUUGGAAGGAUCAGAUGAUUUAGCCAAGCAGGCAGAGAUCCUGCCUUCAUGUAAAGAUAGUACAGUCAAUUCUCCAGGGCAAGAUUUAGAGAAGGUUAAGAAUGCUGAUGAUCACGGUUCUUCUGUGAAGAUUAAAUCUUCUGAAAUGAACCCUUCUCAAGUUGAAGUUUGCACUAAUUCAGGGAAUGAAAAUUUAUUGGUCACAUCAUUGCCUAUCGUCGAGGUUAUAAAAGAUCAAUAUUCAGAUAAUAAAGCUCAUCAAACAGUUGUAGGUUCAAUAACUUCCUCUUUGGUUGUCGAUACUCCAACCAAUUCCUCGACUGGUAGUGCAACUACAGAAAGCAUUAGUCAAUCUGUAGAUCCUGUGACCGCCAAGAUUGUUCCCAGUACGUUAAGCACUGCUUUUCCUUCAACACCAGGCUCUGAACCCAAUCCAAGCUCAUAUGAAUCUGUGUCGGGCAAAAGGCAAGGUCGUAAAACUCAAAACAGACUGGAGCCACCACGGCGUCGGGGAAAAAGAACAACUCCAGUUUUACCCGUUACUCCUGUUGCUCUUAUUGACCCAGAUCCAAAAUUAAGUCAUCAUGCUCAGAUUUCACCAGUGAAUUCAUUGGUGGGUAUAGCCACUUCAAAUGUUACUCAAGCUCAGGCAUCUGAGAUCCUUUUGCCCGGUGGAGUAGCUAAUGAUUCAAAGAGAAAAGAGAGAACCACCAAUCCUGCCCAAAAUAAGCAACAGAAAGUUGCAUCAACAAGGAUUGACAGUGCACCUGUAUCCUCAGAUAAGAUUGCCACUUUAGGCCGAAUACAUAACGUCAAUGAUGUUGCAAGGGUAAUGAAGGAAGUUUUCUCUGGAACUUGUUUGCCAAAGCCUAAAGCUACCGUGGAUGCCUCUGGUAGCCAGAGCGUGGAGGAUAAGGCAUGCUCUGCUACUGAAACUGCUGGGACAGCGUGUCAUACUGGUAGUGUUGCAGUACACCUUCAUGAAAAACAAUCAGAAGUGGCAUCCGAUAUGCCGAAUCCGGAAGAAAACCCAAGUUUAGAAUCGCCAGCUACUGGAGCACUGAGCCUGACACCAACCAUGCCAGGGAGUGGGAAUAAACAACAACCUGGCAUUGCGUCUGAUGAAAAAAUAAUUCUUGAGAAUGCGGCUUUGCCGAUUGUCAGUAAGUCUGAAGCUGAUCAGACACAACAUUAUAUUGAACACUCAACUUCUAAGAGUGAAAUGGAGGCUCUUGAUAUAACUCCUCUUAAUAAUGACCUAAAGGUUGAUGGAUCUUCUGAGAAACCUCCUACUGGUUGUGGCUCUACUGAGUUGAGUACAGAGACGCCUCCCCAUCACAUAGGUUCACCUGUGGUUUCUCCUGAUGUUGAACGUCCUUUAGUGAAUGAUCAUAAUCUUGAAAGCCAAUCUGAUUCUAUAGAGAAAUGUUCAAGAUCUUCUCCCGUUGAUAUUGAUAGCCAAGGAGGCCCAACAAUUCCUUUGGCACCUGAAAUUUGUAGUAAUAAUCCCGAGUCUAGUCAGGCUGAUAUCUGCAUUCAGAGUCAUUCAUCCACAAACAAAGCUCUUGAUAUUACAGAGAACAUUUCAAAUAAAAAAUUGGAGGAUUCUGAGCCAUCUUCAUCUCUUGCUUGUGCUGGUCAGGCUGAAAUUUUGAGUGAUCAACCACAGGUGACAUCUGCUGAACAUGAUAGAAAUAAUAACGCGCCUGUGAAUUUGAGCUUGGAUCCUGCAUCACCUUCUGAACCAUCAUCCAAAGCAUUAGAACCUUCCAUGAAACAGUAUUCAGAGUCAGCUUCUGAAAAGGAAGAUCCCGUAAGCCCCAAAGCUGUUCAAGCUCAGAAGCAUCCAGAUACAUUAGAACCUGUUGAUCUGCGUGAGACUUCGGAGGUUGAGAGCUUUUCAGAGUCACCCUCCCAGGAAAGAAAGGAUAUAGGUGAUUCCUCAAGUGAAACUAUUGUGACCAAUAUAGUGGGUGUUUCUGGGAUUUAUAGUCUCGGGGGAGGAACUACUUCUGAAACUGCAGUUCUGCCCCCAUCAACCUUGGUAAAAGAGAAAAAUAAGGUCUCAGUCCCUCUUGAGGUGUCAAUGGAGAAGGCCGUGGCUAACUGCUCUGAAGUCCAGGAGGAAGCAAAAGUUGAUAAAGUGGAAAGUGAUGAUCAAAUGGAUUCAUCCACAAGGGGAGCAUAUACCAGUUCAUCUUCACCGGAUGAAUUGAAAGAUUCUAAAAUUGAGCGGGGUGAUACUGUGCUGCCUUCAUUAUCCCAAUUGAAAGUGGUAGAAACUAUUGGUGUAUCAUCUGAUGAUAAAUUAAUUGCGAAGUCUGCAUCCCAGAAUGACAUGGAAGGAUCUAAUACCAAUCAGAGUAGUUGUUCUGAUAGGUUGCAAUCUAGCCCAGUGACUGAAGAUUGCCCAGUGACUGUCGGUCAAGUAGAUGCUACUCAGGUUUCUGAACCCGGGGAUGAUCCAGAAAGGCUUACUUCUGAAAACAUGGAUGUGCUUCCUUCUUGCUCGCUGGUGAAGGAAGAUAAUGUUGAUGUUCAAGAUGAACAAAGAGCUUUGAUUCCAGAGGAUAGUUCUAGGGAUGGUACCAAGGAAUUACCUUCAUCGGUGAUGGAGGAAGAUAAAGUUGAUGUAUCAUCCGAAAGGGAUAUCCUCAGCAACCCACUUGCUGCUACAAAACCAGAAGAUAAUCAAAUGGAUGAUAACAACCAACUUACUGCUACAAAACCAGAAGAUAAUCAAAUGGAUGAUAACAAGGAAUCAAAGCCUUUAGAAGCUGAGAUUGGUCAUCAAAUUGAGGCAUCUACGGACAUUUCUGAAAGCAGUGCUGCUGAGAUUGCAAAUGCAUCUCAAGUCCCAAUUUCCUCGGCGCCUGAGAAAGAGGAAGACUUGUCUGAGAAAGAUAUAGAUGGAAGCACAGCUAAAAUGCAGGCUGCUGUAGGAGAUGGAAUUGAAUCAAUUGACAACUCUGAAACUAGCGAGACUAAACAGAAAGAUCAAGUCGAGCAAGAAGAAAAUGCACAGAAAGACUGAGAAAUACACGAGCAAUCAUAAGUGUCUGAAGUUCAGGAUCAAAGUAACACUGUUCAAAAAUCAUAUUGUAAAUGGAAGUUCCCUUAAGAAGAGCAGAGUUUGUAUGAGAAGGGAGAAAUCCCAGAAUCUGAAACUAAGUAAUGAAAUAUGUUCUUGUAUAUAUAUAAGUUAAGUAGGGGUUAUUUUGUACAUAUAUAUGUUGUAAUUUAACAUCUAUAUCCCACUGAUUUUGCAACACUCGUCUAGUCUGUUAUUUUUGUCAUUUCUUGAAACACUAUCACAACAACUAAUUGAAUGAAGUUAUUCCAAGGUUAAUUCUUAUCAAAGAAAUGAUAUUAACUAAA
This is a messenger RNA of Vicia villosa (hairy vetch), 9664 nucleotides long. Its product is annotated as chromatin structure-remodeling complex protein SYD. Gene Ontology annotation, cellular component: nucleus. The transcript has 34 exons. Gene Ontology annotation, biological process: positive regulation of transcription by RNA polymerase II. The record is from RefSeq and is a predicted model, not a curated record. Bases 192 to 9320 code for a protein of 3042 amino acids. Gene Ontology annotation, molecular function: ATP-dependent chromatin remodeler activity; DNA binding; ATP binding. Lineage: Eukaryota; Viridiplantae; Streptophyta; Magnoliopsida; Fabales; Fabaceae.